UUUAAAUGUUUGAUUUGUAUUUGAGUGUAUAUAAACAAGUUUGGUAUCUGCAAAUGUCUAUAAUCAAAGCCAUACCAAAAGCAUUUCGUUAUUGGAGAACCGACGAUUUUUUUUCUGGUUUUAGUCCACAAAGGUGUGUCCAAAAAGUAUAAUAUGACUUUCUCACGCAUAUUGCUUUCUAGAAUAAGGAGUAUCAAUAUCUGAAUUAUUUUACUUAUGUUGCAAACAAACAGUCGUUGUUCUUCUUUUAUUGUUUAAUAUCAUGAUAUAACUAGUUUUGUUGAUAUGGGUGAAUUUUUGAAGCUUGAAUGCUAAUGAUCCAUGAGUCAUAUAUAAUGCAUUCAAGUAAAGAAUCUGAGAGUGUUUCAUCAGAAUAAUACAUAAUGCAUCGUAUGAUUUUGAAGUUACAUUCCUCACCUCGGUUCUCUCAUGAUUUUAAAAUCAAAUUUAACUUUUCUAUGUGAGGUAAUCACAACGAGCCUCAUUUUGUUUUGACUCCUCCCCUUUUUGACUUCCAUCUUUCAUACAGUUAAAAAAGUGUUUAGUACACUUAUCAUAUACUCCUCCUCAUAUAUCAAAAUCUUUAGUCUACAUACAGCCUCUCUAAUCAUUUUAAAGAUCUGAAAGACGUUUUUAAACUGUUUGUAUCUAUUGUAGUGAGGAAAGUAAAAAACAGUAGUUGACACACAAAAAAAGAGUUAAAAAAACACUCGCAGACAACUCAAAUUAUUGACACAUACGAGUUUUGCGGCGAUUUACAAGCUUUUUGUAUGCAUCAAACACCAUUUGGAAGUUAAACCACACAUGCUAUAUGCAAUAGUGCAAACAACUAACUACAAAGCGCUUUCCGUAAAAUUUCAUGUAACAAAGUUCAAUCCCAUCACUUAAUCACAUAUGUCUAUAAUUGCAGUAUAAAAAGAGUUAAAGAUGUUUAUCAACCAUACUGAGGCAUAAGAUUGAACCAGUCUACAUUCAUAUCUGAUCCGCUGAUUCACUUUGUUGUGCUUGAGGAGGACGAUGUGGAGGUGUCAAGAACACUGGUGGAUGAGUAUGGUGGAGGAGUCCAGAGACCAACAUGAGGAGUAUAGGUUGUAUAGAGACCUGGUUGAGGACUCCAGAGCCCUGCUGGAAGAGUCCCGGUUGGGCUGAGAUCUUGAGCUGGGACAAAUUCCAUCAAGCGACCCGUAUAAUACUCAAUUGAACCAGGGGGAAAUUCGUGGAAAGGGAGAGUUGGAAUUGUCGCUGGAGAAGGUGGGGGAGAGAGCGAUGGGGAUGGAGGUGGUGAGGGUGUAAGAAUCCGGUAUAAGGAUGGGGAUUUAGCCGGUGCACACCUGCGGAUAACAACAUCGGGAGAUCCAUAGAUCUCCAUGUCACCUGAGAUGAAAAUAAGAGAUUCAGAUCUCUCAUUUAGAUUUCAAAAUGAUAAAAUUAGAAACAAGAGUUACCUUCUGAGUCGAUGCAAAGGGAUAUUUUAACUUUAUAGGACUUUGAAAUUUUAUUAAUUUGUAGCGACCAUAUAUUUACAUAUUCUUAUGCACACAUUCGAUUUAGUUUUUUCAUGCCAGCAAUCAAUGAAUCGAAGAACUAUUGAAACCCAACACUAGGUGAUCAAUAUCAAACACAAACUUAUUGCUUUAGAAAUUUUCUCAAAACUAAAGCUUUCUCAUAAAUCUCUUUAAGUUAUACCACAUCAUGGUAUCUCCUUAUGUAUAACUCAUAUUUUCGUAAACUCAUUAGGAAACAUAUAUUUCCUUUUCUUGAUCCUAAACUCAUUAGGAAAGCUUACAAUCUAAGUUAACUUCAAGCUUAAGUCAACAAGAACAAGUUUGUUUCUCUCAAUUUCUAGGGUUAUAUUUUUUUAGGUUUCUUCUGUCGAAAGUAUCUAAUUAUAUAAUUACAAAAACUGCCAUUGCCAUUUAAUCAAGUCUGUUUACAAUAUUAUUAAACCAAUGAAAUUAUACAAGUUAUAUACUAAACCAGAAAUUUGAGAUGUAUUUCUUGGCUUCUUCAAAAUCAGAUCUUAUCUUUCCAAAAAUCAGUUCACUACUUUUAUAUAUCAAACUGGGCUAAACCCGCCCUACGGGCGGGUAUGCAAAUGAAAAAUAGUUAAAAAUUUAUUAAUUUGUAAAAUAUUUUUUAUUUUAAACUGAAAGUAGAUUGACUAUUUUGUUAUUCUUGUUGAAAAUAUAAGAUUGAUUAACAUUUUUUUCAUGAUCUAUUCUACUUUAUCAGUUAGUAAAAUAUAUUAAAUUACUCCAAAUUGUAGUUGAAAUUCAACAUAAAAAUUAUGAAAUUUCUACCUCUUAUACUCUGUUUUCAAAUCAAAUGAGCGUUUUAGUUCCCGUUAUAAAUUUUCUUUUAAACAUAAUAAUUCAGAUAAUAUGAAAAAUAAAAUAAUCCAUUAACUAUUGAAAAUUAUUUAGAUUGUAUAAAAUUAUAAUACGAAUCGUUACUCUUUAAAAGUAUACAUAUUUAUUUGAAAUAAUUAUCAAAUAAACAUUAUCCAAACUGAUUAGGUCUUUUAUAAAUAUUAUUGUUUAGUUUUUAGAUUAAAAUUAGUGAUUGUUGUCUCAGCUAGAAAUACUACCAUAAGCCAAGUGCGGUUCUCCGGUUAAAACUGCUGCUAAUGCCUAAUGGGGAUGAACUAAACCGCUGCCAAGUUGGUUCUUCUAGCUAAAACUGCUACUACUAGGUGGAAUCAACACCACCAGUCACAGACCUUAACGCAACGAAGAGGGCUCUCAUAUUAUAUAGUUUUAAAUGUUUGAUUUGUAUAUUUGAAUAUAAUAAACAAGUUUGGUAUCUGCAUAGAUCUAUAAUCAAAACCAUACCAAAAGCAUUUCGUUAUCGGAGAAACGACGAUUAUUUCUUUGGUUUUAGUCCACAAAGGUGUGUCCAGAAAGUAUAAUAUGACUUUUCUAGAAUAAGGAGGAUACAAAGUAGUAAUAUUUGAAUUCUUGAAUAACAAAAUAGAAUAUUUACACUACUUUUCUAAAAAUAUGAAUAGAGUACUUUUUAGCGACAUGCAACAGAAUUGUAAUGAAUUGAAUUUUGAAAAUUUGAAAUUUUGAAUGUUUUCUAUUGGAAGUUGUUGCAGCAGAAUCUGUCCAAAAACAAUUAAAAUUAAUCAUAGUUUUAAUAUUAGAUAUAAAUUAAAAUUUGUUUUUAGUUACUAAUAAAAUUCCUACAUAAUCAUAUAGUUUUUUUCAUAAUCAUAUAGUUAGUUAUAGUUAUGGGUUGUAUCAUAUAGUUUAGUUUAGUUUAGUUUAGGUAUACAAGUUAGAAUUAUCGUGCAAACUUUGCCCUCCUCAACAUAAUCCAUCAGAAGCAUAAACAUAAGUUUAAUUAGAUAGGCCUCCUCCAUUAUGAGUACUUUAAUAUAUAAUAAUCGUCAACUUCUUCUACACGUCUUCGAAAUUAUGAUGAAUGUGUAAUGAAUGUAUCACUUAUCUCCCAAGAACUCAAGAAUGGUGACAACGUGGCAAAAAUCUAUACAACUGUCACCUCACUAUUGGCUGAAAACCAAACACAAAAUCAAAUGCUUUGGACCCGUAUCUAGUCAACGUUGGAAGAAGUCGUGCACAACGUCGUGUUGACAAGUCUGGAAACAAGCUUGCUUCCAAAUCUAUCAUACUUUCAUCUUUUUAUAUCUAAAGAUCUUCCUCAGAUCUUGAAACACAUUCUAAACAAAGCAAAACAAAACAAAAACACAAAGAUACGCUGCGCAAAAGACUUGGGAGAAUCAACUUUUUAUUGUGUCUAUGGGGAAGAAACAUGAUCUUAGCAUCAACUCUCUGAGUUAUCAUUCCACAGAAGACGAAGAAGAAAACAGCUGCAAAAACAGUCUCUUUUUCGGAUUGUUCGAUGAUUCUGAAUCCACGAGGCUAAGAAGUGGGAGCAUGAAGAGACAAUACAGCGACAUGGGAGAUAUCUACCACAGAGUUUAUGAAGAACGUCAUGAUGAUGUUAACUAUGGUGAUGGUGAUGAUGAAGGAUCCAAGGUGGACAUGAGAGUCUUGAUGUUGCUAGAGUAUAUGAGAGAGCUUUAUGUGGGGCAGCUUCAGGUUCUGAAGAAGAUGUUUCCAGGUGGAGCCAAAGACGAGUUUCUUGGUUUCUUUAACAAGAUCGGAGACGCUAUGUCUCAGUUUAAAAAAGAUUCUCGUCCUCUUACAAAGUCAAAGACUAUGCAAAGGAGUCUAAGUGUCAAUUUGGGCUCAACAGAGUUAAGAGAUAAGAGGUUUAAAGUUACCACGGUUGAAGCCGGAGGUGCUCCCGCCGGUGGAGCUGGUGGUGCUGCCGGUGGUGCUGGAACUAGCGGUGCUGCUGGAGGAGGUAAAGGUGGCUCGGCAGCUGGUCAAGGCCAGCCUAAGAAAUAGUCAGGGUUUGUGACAUGUGGACAUGGAUGAUCAAAUCAAAUGAUAUGUGUAUAUUUUGCAUUACACAAGACGUUAUUCUUUGCUAAAAGAAAUGAAAUGUAGUGCGUGUGAUUAUAUGUUUGUAUUAUGUUUUAGCAUACAUUGAAGUAUUAGAGUCAUGAUGAUCCAAAUAUAAGGCUAUGGAAGAAAAGAAAGAAGAUAAGACUAUGGACUUGUCAACUGAAGACAAAUCUUAGCUUGGAUCUAUCUUUCUUUGUUUGUUGUUUGAUUCUCAUAUUCUUUUAUAUGUUAUUUCAGUUAAAAAGAAAAAGCUUCGGCUU
This is a messenger RNA of Brassica rapa (field mustard), 4696 nucleotides long. RefSeq lists its product as uncharacterized. The record is from RefSeq and is a predicted model, not a curated record. Lineage: Eukaryota; Viridiplantae; Streptophyta; Magnoliopsida; Brassicales; Brassicaceae.